This is a messenger RNA of Ornithorhynchus anatinus (platypus), 10278 nucleotides long. It is a transcript of the gene PTPRD, whose product is annotated as protein tyrosine phosphatase receptor type D. Gene Ontology annotation, biological process: protein dephosphorylation. The transcript has 45 exons. Gene Ontology annotation, molecular function: protein binding; protein tyrosine phosphatase activity. The record is from RefSeq and is a predicted model, not a curated record. The coding region runs from base 754 to 6576 and encodes 1940 amino acids. Lineage: Eukaryota; Metazoa; Chordata; Mammalia; Monotremata; Ornithorhynchidae.
UCGCCUCUCGCACAACCAGCAGCAGGAGCGUGUGUGCCUCACUUUGACAGCAGCACUGACUCUCUCUCGGUGUCUUCGUUUCUUUCUCCCCCGGGGCGUCUCACUUCCCCUCCCCCCCCUCAACCUUCUCCUCCCAAACCUUCCCGGCCCCCCUUCCCCGCCCCUCUACCCCUCUUCGCUCUGACAAACCAUCCUCAGCGGGGACAGUGCAGUUCAUUCUGGGCCUGGGUGGAAUAGAGACACAAUUCUUCAUCUGACUGGUAGGAGAGGGAAGCGAAGACUCCUCAAGAUUUCCAAAGAGGUCCGAGCUGGCUGCCUUAGGAAACCUUGAGGAGUUUUGUGCUUUUAAUCCUCCAGUUAUCAAUUGCUGUGUGUGUGUAAAGUUGUAAAUUGUUGGUAAUGAAAGACAGCCACUUGCCUGGGCCUUGAUAUCCUCAUUAAGAGUGUAUGACUGACAGCAUGUUGGCAUCAGCAUUGAAGGAACUGAUCAGCCUCAACUCCUGCUCUCUGUCCUGAGACGAGAACAACAGGAUGUGCCUUGGAGAAAGGUCUCAGGGUGGAGAAUUUUUCACUGACUCACAGACCAGUAAGCUCAUGGUGAGAAGUCCGGUGAACAUCAGUGGGAUCUGAAGAGACUCAACACCACUUGGAAGUGAAGCCAGUCACUGAGGCUCUGAAAGAACUUCAACAGAAAUUUCAGACCGGACAGGCUCGCAGUGGCUUCUGAGCCAGUGAGAGAGAGGCUGCCAAAGUAUGCUGGUGCCAAGCUGCCGGAUGAUGCACGUAGCCAGGCCAGUGGUGGUGCUCCUGUGCUUCUUCCUCUGUGCUAAUGCUGAGACACCGCCGAGGUUUACACGAACCCCCGUUGAUCAGACAGGGGUCUCUGGAGGAGUUGCUUCAUUCAUCUGCCAAGCAACAGGAGACCCAAGACCUAAAAUUGUAUGGAACAAAAAGGGAAAGAAAGUCAGCAACCAGAGAUUUGAGGUAGUAAUAGAGUUUGAUGAUGGAUCGGGAUCUGUUCUCAGAAUACAGCCUCUACGGACUCCACGGGAUGAGGCUAUUUAUGAAUGUGUUGCCUCCAACAGUGUUGGAGAAAUAAGUGUAUCAACGAGACUCACUGUCUUACGUGAGGAUCAAAUUCCACGGGGCUUUCCCACCAUCGACAUGGGGCCCCAAUUAAAAGUGGUAGAGCGCACGCGCACUGCCACCAUGCUUUGUGCAGCCAGCGGUAACCCAGACCCAGAAAUAACCUGGUUCAAAGAUUUCUUACCUGUUGACACAAGCAACAAUAACGGACGCAUCAAGCAGUUACGAUCAGAAUCUAUUGGUGGUACACCAAUAAGAGGUGCCCUCCAAAUCGAACUGAGUGAAGAGUCUGACCAAGGAAAAUAUGAGUGUGUUGCAACCAACAGUGCGGGUACUCGCUAUUCUGCCCCUGCCAAUCUAUAUGUCAGAGAGCUGCGAGAAGUUCGCCGUGUUCCACCAAGAUUCUCUAUCCCACCUACAAACCAUGAGAUCAUGCCUGGGGGCAGUGUUAACAUUACCUGUGUUGCCGUGGGGUCACCAAUGCCAUAUGUUAAGUGGAUGCUAGGGGCUGAAGAUUUGACACCUGAAGAUGACAUGCCAAUAGGGAGAAAUGUCCUAGAAUUGAAUGAUGUGAGGCAAUCUGCCAAUUAUACAUGUGUUGCUAUGUCAACACUUGGUGUCAUAGAAGCAAUAGCACAGAUCACUGUUAAAGCCUUACCCAAACCUCCAGGAACUCCGGUAGUGACUGAAAGCACAGCCACAAGCAUCACAUUGACUUGGGACUCUGGGAACCCUGAGCCAGUCUCAUACUAUAUAAUCCAGCAUAAACCUAAAAGCUCUGAUGAACCCUAUAAGGAAAUCGAUGGUGUGGCAACUACACGCUAUAGUGUUGCUGGCCUAAGCCCCUACUCUGAUUAUGAAUUCAGAGUGGUGGCUGUUAAUAACAUUGGGCGUGGCCCACCCAGUGAACCCGUGUUGACUCAGACCUCAGAACAAGCCCCAUCCAGUGCCCCCCGUGACGUGCAAGCGCGGAUGUUGAGCUCAACCACCAUUUUGGUGCAGUGGAAAGAACCCGAGGAGCCUAAUGGCCAGAUCCAAGGCUACCGAGUUUAUUACACCAUGGACCCUACUCAGCAUGUCAACAAUUGGAUGAAACACAAUGUAGCCGACAGUCAGAUCACCACUAUUGGGAAUCUUGUGCCACAGAAAACUUACUCUGUGAAGGUGUUGGCCUUUACUUCGAUUGGAGAUGGACCCCUGUCCAGUGACAUUCAAGUCAUUACUCAAACAGGAGUACCAGGACAGCCAUUGAACUUCAGAGCAGAGCCUGAGUCUGAAACAAGCAUUUUACUUUCUUGGACACCCCCACGCUCUGACACCAUCUCCAACUAUGAGCUGGUUUACAACGAUGGAGACCAUGGGGAGGAGCAACGAAUUACCAUUGAGCCAGCCACAUCCUAUCGGCUACAAGAACUGAAACCAAACAGUUUGUACUACUUUCGUCUUGCUGCUCGCUCACCUCAAGGCCUUGGUGCUUCGACUGCAGAAAUCUCCGCCAGAACCAUGCAGUCAAAGCCGUCAGCUCCUCCUCAAGACAUUAGUUGCACCAGCCCAAGCUCUACUAGCAUUUUGGUAAGUUGGCAACCUCCACCAGUGGAAAAACAGAAUGGCCUUAUCACUGAAUAUUCCAUCAAAUACAUUGGAAUGGACGGGGAAGAUGACAAGCCCCAUGAAAUUUUGGGAAUCUCUUCGGACACUACCCAGUACCUUUUGGAACAGUUGGAAAAAUGGACUGAAUAUCGGAUUUCUGUGACAGCCCACACAGAUGUCGGACCUGGCCCGGAGAGCUUAUCCGUAAUAAUUCGGACCGAUGAAGAUGUUCCUAGUGGUCCUCCUCGCAAAGUCGAGGUAGAGGCUGUCAACUCUACAUCUGUUAAAGUGUCAUGGCGCUCACCUGUGCCCAAUAAACAGCAUGGUCAGAUCCGAGGAUACCAGGUGCAUUAUGUGAGGAUGGAAAAUGGCGAGCCCAAGGGUCAACCCAUGCUGAAGGAUGUUAUGCUGGCUGAUGCACAGUGGGAAUUUGAUGAUACUGCUGAACAUGACAUGAUCAUUUCUGGACUACAGCCAGAAACAUCUUACUCUCUCACUGUGACAGCCUACACAACCAAAGGCGAUGGUGCCCGCAGCAAGCCCAAACUGGUGUCGACCACUGGUGCAGUUCCAGGGAAACCGCGGCUUGUGAUUAGCCACACACAGAUGAACACGGCACUGAUUCAGUGGCACCCUCCCAUUGACACAUUUGGCCCCCUUCAGGGCUACCGCCUCAAAUUUGGCCGCAAGGACGUGGAUCUGCUCACCACGCUUGAAUUCUCCGAGAAAGAAGACCACUUUACAGCUACAGACAUCCACAAAGGGGCAUCCUACAUCUUCAAGCUCUCAGCUAAAAACAAAGUGGGCUUUGGCGAGGAGAUGGUAAAAGAGAUUUCUGUUCCAGAAGAGGUACCCAAUGGAUUCCCUCAAAACCUCCAGUCAGAAGGCACCACUUCUACAUCGGUCCAGUUAUCCUGGCAGCCACCCGUUCUGGCAGAGAGAAACGGCAUUAUCACCAAAUACACUCUGCUCUUUAGGGAUAUCAACCUCCCACAUCACCCAGUGGAGCAGUCCAUUGUUCCCGCUGACACCACUGUGACACUCACUGGCUUAAAACCAGAUACCACAUAUGAUGUAAAAGUACGUGCUCACACAAGCAAAGGGCCCGGGCCAUAUAGUCCAAGUGUCCAGAUCAGGACACUACCUGUGGAUCAAGCAGUGUUUGCAAAAAAUUUUCAUGUGAAAGCAGUAAUGAAGACCUCGGUAUUGCUGUCUUGGGAGAUUCCAGAGAAUUACAAUUCUGCAAUGCCUUUCAAAAUCCUUUAUGAUGAUGGAAAAAUGGUGGUUGAGGCGGACGGCCGGGCCACACAGAAGUUGAUCAUCAACCUGAAGCCGGAGACAUCUUAUUCCUUUGUGCUGACAAAUCGUGGGAACAGUGCUGGUGGUCUUCAGCACAGGGUGACGGCCAAAACAGCCCCAGAUGUCCUACGCACUAAGCCAGCUUUCAUUGGCAAGACCAACCUAGAUGGGAUGAUAACUGUGCAGUUACCAGAAGUACCAGCAGACGAGAAUAUCAAAGGAUACUACAUAGUGAUUGUGCCUUUGAAGAAAUCACGUGGAAAAUUUAUCAAGCCAUGGGAGAGCCCAGAUGAAAUGGAAUUAGAUGAGCUGCUUAAGGAAAUAUCCAGAAGACGCAGAAGCAUUCGCUUUGGGAGAGAAGUUGAAUUAAAGCCAUAUAUAGCUGCCCACUUUGAUGUCCUUCCGACGGAGUUCACCCUGGGAGAUGACAAACAUUACGGUGGCUUUACAAACAAACAGCUCCAAAGUGGUCAAGAAUAUGUCUUCUUUGUUUUAGCUGUAAUGGAGCACUCUGAAUCUACAAUGUAUGCAACCAGCCCCUAUUCAGAUCCUGUCGUGUCCAUGGACCUUGACCCCCAACCAAUUACAGAUGAAGAAGAAGGGUUGAUUUGGGUUGUAGGACCAGUACUUGCAGUUGUGUUUAUCAUCUGUAUUGUCAUAGCUAUUCUCCUCUAUAAAAGCAGUAAACCUGACAGGAAGAGGGCGGAGUCUGAUUCAAGAAAGAGCAGCAUACCUAACAGCAAAGAGAUUCCAUCCCAUCAUCCAACAGAUCCAGUGGAGCUGAGGCGCCUUAAUUUUCAAACUCCAGGUUCAGGUGUCUCCGGUUACCCUGGUAACCUUCAUUCUUCAAGUAUGGCUAGCCAUCCUCCAAUUCCUAUCUUGGAACUUGCAGAUCACAUUGAAAGGUUGAAAGCUAAUGACAACUUGAAGUUCUCACAAGAAUAUGAGUCGAUUGAUCCUGGGCAGCAGUUCACAUGGGAGCACUCUAACCUGGAAGUGAACAAGCCAAAGAACAGAUAUGCAAAUGUAAUUGCAUAUGAUCAUUCCCGAGUUCUCCUAUCAGCAAUCGAAGGCAUACCUGGAAGUGAUUAUGUCAAUGCCAACUACAUUGAUGGUUAUAGAAAACAGAAUGCCUACAUAGCUACACAAGGAUCUCUCCCUGAAACAUUUGGAGACUUCUGGAGAAUGAUGUGGGAACAGCGGGGUGCAACCGUGGUCAUGAUGACAAAAUUAGAAGAAAGAUCUAGGGUGAAGUGUGACCAGUAUUGGCCCAGCAGAGGAACUGAGACAUAUGGGUUGAUCCAAGUGACUCUACUAGAUACGGUGGAACUGGCAACGUAUUGUGUUCGAACAUUUGCACUUUACAAAAAUGGUUCAAGUGAGAAAAGAGAAGUAAGGCAGUUCCAGUUCACUGCCUGGCCGGACCAUGGCGUACCAGAACACCCAACACCUUUUCUGGCUUUCCUACGACGAGUCAAGACUUGUAACCCUCCUGAUGCGGGACCUAUGGUUGUGCAUUGCAGUGCUGGAGUUGGCAGGACUGGCUGCUUCAUUGUAAUAGAUGCCAUGUUAGAGAGAAUAAAGCAUGAAAAGACUGUAGAUAUUUAUGGUCACGUAACUUUAAUGAGAGCCCAGAGGAAUUACAUGGUUCAGACUGAGGACCAAUACAUCUUUAUACACGAUGCCCUGUUAGAAGCAGUGACAUGUGGAAAUACUGAAGUGCCAGCUAGAAACCUGUAUGCUUAUAUUCAGAAGCUGACACAAAUAGAAACAGGAGAAAAUGUCACAGGAAUGGAACUGGAAUUUAAGCGACUGGCUAGCUCUAAAGCUCACACUUCAAGAUUCAUCAGUGCCAAUCUUCCAUGUAAUAAAUUCAAAAAUCGCCUUGUUAAUAUUAUGCCAUAUGAAUCCACAAGGGUAUGCCUGCAGCCAAUCCGAGGAGUAGAAGGCUCUGACUAUAUCAAUGCCAGUUUUAUUGAUGGAUACAGGCAACAAAAAGCCUACAUAGCUACACAGGGCCCAUUGGCAGAGACAACUGAAGACUUCUGGAGAAUGCUGUGGGAACAUAACUCCACAAUUGUUGUCAUGCUCACCAAACUUCGAGAAAUGGGCAGAGAAAAAUGUCACCAGUAUUGGCCUGCAGAACGUUCAGCCCGGUAUCAGUACUUUGUAGUGGAUCCCAUGGCCGAGUACAACAUGCCACAGUAUAUCCUAAGAGAAUUCAAGGUCACCGACGCCAGGGAUGGUCAGUCCAGAACAGUGAGACAAUUCCAGUUCACUGACUGGCCAGAGCAGGGAGUGCCAAAGUCUGGAGAGGGAUUUAUUGAUUUCAUAGGCCAAGUGCAUAAAACAAAAGAACAAUUUGGUCAAGAUGGGCCUAUCUCCGUCCACUGCAGCGCGGGCGUUGGAAGGACUGGUGUAUUUAUAACACUGAGCAUUGUGUUGGAAAGAAUGAGAUACGAAGGUGUCGUAGAUAUCUUCCAGACUGUCAAAAUGCUGAGGACCCAACGGCCUGCCAUGGUACAGACAGAGGAUCAAUAUCAGUUCUGCUAUCGAGCCGCACUAGAAUACCUGGGCAGCUUUGAUCACUAUGCAACGUAAAAACUCCUGACCCAUCCUGGAUUUUUACUGCAGGCCCUUUAAGAUCCAGAGAGCCUCUUCUGAGCCAUACAGUGUGCUUGAGAAGUACUUCUUAACUUCUAGCUAAAGACCAAUUAGUGGGAAUAUAUAUAUUAAAAAAAAUACAAAAAACACACACACACAAAAAAACUAUUCCAGGUGGACCAAGAAUUCACAAUUUAAUAACCUAACCUGAAAAAUAAUAAAGAGAAUCCUGACUCGUGAGGCGUCUGAAGGAUUUCAUUUACAGAUACCUCAAGGAUUCAACUUUUGUUGAAAUUAAAGGGAAGAGGAAAUUAGUGCAAAGAACCACCAUCUUGUUCAGGAUUGCAUGAUAGGUGUAGACGAGAUAUCUUGAGAGCAUUGCAAUUCGGUGCAAGAUGUUUGUUAAAGAGCCAUUUUGGCUUCUUAAAAACAAAAUUUAAAAAAAUGGACUCUUUGCUUCAACAUCACCCCUUCCCAUCAUAAUGCUCAUAAUAACACUUUAGGGGUAAAGGGGGGGAAUGUUUAAAAAGAAAGUCUUUGAUUUAGUUUUUUAGUAUUGUAAAGAUACUGCUGACCUGUGCUUCAUUUUAAACUGUGUAAACCUUUUCCUUUCUUUAACAAGUUAAUCAUCCAAUGAAGUGAAUUUAAAAAGAUUGCAUAGCUGUUCAUUUUUUUCUUUCAUAAUUGUUGGUUCUUUUUAACUGUAGAACUGUUCUCUGUAAUAUCUUGCUGUAGAAAUGUUAAAUAAUUGGGAAAUUUGCACAUUUUUGUGCAUUACUAUAUUUAUCUACAGUACCACAGUCUUGUCAUAUAUUACUUUACACUUCUGUUCAGUUUCAUUUUAUAGGGAAGUUCCCAUUGUAAUCAGUUAUUCAAAAUGGGUUUUUCUUUGGUUUGUUGGUUUUUUUUUUUGGAAUCAACAGGGAAGCGCAAAGUAUAAAGCUGCUACUAACUUAUAUAUACAUAUAUACACCUAGAUGCUUCUCUAUAUAUGUAUAUAUAUAGUGUAUCCACACAUCAAUAUAGAUCUAUAGCUAUAUAUCAGUUCUUCCAUGAUUUGGAUGUUUUGAAGUGGGGGACUAAUGAUCCAAAAUACCACACAAUUCAUAUUUUUUCAAUAUAUAUGCAUUUCUAAAUUCCAAGACAUUUAAAGGGAAAUGAGGAAUGCACAUCAGUGAUACUCAAACACAUCCCCAAUCUCCUGUUCUCCUCUCCUCCCCACCCUGAGAAAAAAAAGAGAAACACAUUCACGAACAAAUAACAUUUUGUUAGCAAGGCUUCCCAUGAAGUUCAAUAUUUGUAACACUCUAGUGCAAUAAAAAUCAUAGUAUUAAAUAUAUAAGAGGUGUGCAUGUGGGCAAGGUCAGUGCAUAUCCCUUUAGGCAGGGAGAAUGUUGUUCUUUAUUAGCUCUCAAGAUGUUUAAAAAGUGUACUCAAUCGUAUAUUGUCUAUAGUGUAUGCUAUGAAAUUUGCAUUUAUGACAUGUAACAGAGGCAAAGCCCAACUUUUGUUGCUCUGUUGAAUCAGAAACAUUUCGUGGUAUGCAGCAUUUUUGGAAAAUGCUGUAUUUUUUUCUUUUGUUUUAAUUUUGCAUUUAGAGUGCCUUAUAUUUGAUAGCGUUUUUUUUAGGGUUUUUUUUCUGUAUUUACAAUAGUUAUUCAGAUCAGUUACUUUUUCAAUUAAAGCAUAAUCUUUAUUUUAGCACAUGUACAAGAACACUUUGACAAAUAUGCAUUCCUCACUUUUAACCAUGUAGGAGAUGUUAUUGAUUAUACCAACCCAAAGCACUUGAGUAGUCAGGCCCCUUUAUCUUUUCGUUAUUCCUGGCAUCCACCCUGGCCAGUAGCCAGCCCAGUGGUCCAUUGUUCUUUCCAUAUCUCCCUUCACAGCAGAGUCAUUUAAAAUGUCAGAAUUCCCAUUUGAAACAUGUAAUGCUGCACUAAUCAUAAUUAUUUUAAAGAUGAAUAAAUCAUGGGUAUCAUGGUCUCUUGAAAGCUGCAUUUGGUUUUUCCAUGUAGGUGAGAAUAGUCGUUUUCACAGCACAGAGUAUUUUCCCGAGACACUUAAUAGGAAGACAUUAAGGAUAGUACUGGUCUCUGCCAUGCUUUGUAUCACUUUGAAAAAUCUCUCUUAAGAUGUCCAAUGAAUUCAUAAGAAGAUGGGUACAAAUGACUUUAUUUUAGCUAUGUUGCUGUUUCACAAAUGGGAUUUUGUUAGGUCCACAUUUUUCCAUUCUUACCAGAAAGAAAUGUCAGAGACCAAACCCUGUCAAGCAUCAUAUUUGAGCACUUUUGUAAAAAAAAAGAAAAAGAAAUAAUAAUAAUAAUAAUAAAAAGUAUUCUAGAAGGCUACCUCAGAAUGAGACUCAGUAACCUACAUUAGAACCAGAAAUGAAUGUGCACUAUUUGGUUUUGUUGUAAAUUCUUUCUUCAUUUAUAAAUUUAGGAUAUAUUAAAGUGCCCGAUUACUUAGUGCAGUCAUAUCCUUUUAGCCAAAUGACACGCAUCACUGAAAACACACCAUUUUGGAAAUGUAGAAUUGGAAGGACUGUUGCACACCAGAGUUGUUAAUAAAUGAGCAGUUUCUCUCAAAGAAACUCUUGAAAAUUCUGUCAAACUAAAUGAACACUAAUCAUGAAACAAAAAUGAAUGAGUAAUGUACCAGAGACAAAAGAGGCCGAGGCAACUCCAGUAUCUUGCUGUUCAGUUAUUGAUGAAAACUCCCUUAGCGUUUGUCAUUGAUGUGCAUUCCAUUUUCUAUGCUUUUCUGAAUAGCUGUUCUCUUUUUAAUUGCAGCAGUAAACAUCUUUACCUGCAAUUAUCACAAACGUCCAAAUUUCCAAUUAGUUUUCCCAUCAUAAUCAGUACGGUGCUAUUAUUUACCUAUGUAUGUGUAGUUAUGUAUAAUUUUGUAAUUAGUUAUAAUGGUAAAAAAAUUCAAAAUAUAUGAAAAAUAAUUUGUACAGAACUUUAUUUUAGCUCUUUUUAAAAAAUUAUUUGCAUGGUUAGACGAUGGAGAGGACAGCCAGGGGAGGGAAGGGCCUCUAGGGAGAUUUGCACUUUCUAUACCUUUGUACUAUGCACUGCCCUAUUGAUUCUACACCCAGUAAUGUUAUUACUUGAACCCAUAUGUAAGAAACUGCUUCUGAAAUUCACUCGUGUGUAUGUAAAUAACCCAGAACAUAGAAACGGGAAGGGGUGGGGGGGGGAGGGGGAAGUCUGCAAAGGCCAUGUGACUUUUUCCCCUUUCCUUUCCUUUUUUGGCUUUUUUGUUCAUUUGUUUGUUUCCUUCCUUCUUUCCAUUUUCUUUUUGGGGUCUUGGUUUCCUUUGGGUAUUUGGGUGCCCUGAUACUCCAGCAGAUAUCAGAAGGCUACAGAUCCAUCCUAUCCAUCUGUUCCGUGGCUUUGCCAUUCAAGCUUGGAGUGUCUUUACAAAGAUAAUAAAAGUUGUGUUCUUUGCUCUCGUUUUGGAUGCAUAGACUGAAAAUUUAAAAAAAAUAACUUGUAAAAUGGCUUGUUAAAAAUACAAUUACCUCUAAUUAGUAGUACGCGUAAAUGUUUUACAGAAUGAAAGGCGUGCUUUUUAUUUUCUUACUUCGUUACAUUGGUGGCGAAAGAAGUCUGUAUGAAAAUCAGUUCUUUGCUGACACAAGUUCCAUUUGUUACAAAUGAAUUCUAAUAAAAAUGUCAGUGUUAUGCA